Molecule: messenger RNA, 2982 nt
Organism: Talpa occidentalis (Iberian mole)
Lineage: Eukaryota; Metazoa; Chordata; Mammalia; Eulipotyphla; Talpidae
Gene: CAT
Product: catalase
Exons: 13
Coding region: 112-1695 (527 amino acids)
Biological process (GO): response to hydrogen peroxide; hydrogen peroxide catabolic process
Cellular component (GO): mitochondrion; cytoplasm; peroxisome
Molecular function (GO): heme binding; catalase activity
Source: RefSeq, a predicted model, not a curated record
CGGCGUCGCCUACUUUAGCCGCAGGGCGGUAGUUCUGGUCGCCUGUAAAGGGUGAGACGCGUGCGUGGAGGUCGCCGGCGACGUUCUGUGACGCCGAUCGGACACGACACCAUGGCGGACUCCCGGGACCCGGCCAGCGACCAGAUGAAGAACUGGAAGGAGCAGCGGGCCUCGCAGAAACCUGAUGUCCUGACCACCGGGGCUGGUAAUCCAGUAGGAGACAAACUUAAUGUUAUGACAGCAGGGCCCCGCGGACCCCUGCUUGUUCAGGAUGUCGUUUUCACUGAUGAGAUGGCUCACUUUGACCGAGAGAGGAUUCCAGAGAGAGUCGUGCAUGCUAAAGGAGCAGGUGCCUUUGGCUACUUUGAGGUCACACAUGACAUUACCAAAUACUCCAAGGCCAAGGUGUUUGAGCAUAUUGGAAAGAAGACUCCCAUUGCAGUUCGAUUUUCCACUGUUGCCGGAGAAUCUGGCUCAGCUGACACUGUUCGUGACCCUCGUGGGUUUGCAGUGAAAUUUUACACAGAAGAUGGUAACUGGGAUCUUGUUGGAAAUAACACUCCCAUUUUCUUUAUCAGAGACCCAUUAUUGUUUCCAUCCUUUAUCCAUAGCCAGAAGAGAAACCCUCAGACACAUCUGAAGGAUGCAGACAUGGCCUGGGACUUCUGGACCCUGCGUCCUGAGUCUCUGCAUCAGGUUGCUUUCUUGUUCAGUGACCGAGGGAUUCCGGAUGGACACAGGCACAUGAAUGGAUAUGGAUCACAUACUUUCAAGCUGGUUAAUGCAAAGGGAGAGGCGGUUUAUUGCAAGUUCCAUUAUAAGACUGACCAGGGCAUCAAAAACCUUUCGGCUGAAGAUGCAGCAAGAAUUUCCCAGGAAGAUCCUGACUAUGGCCUCCGGGACCUUUUUAAUGCCAUUGCCGCUGGCAACUACCCCUCCUGGACUUUUUACAUCCAGGUCAUGACGUUUAGUCAGGCAGAAAAUUUUCAGUUUAAUCCAUUUGAUCUUACCAAGAUUUGGCCUCACAAAGACUUCCCUCUUAUCCCAGUUGGUAAACUGGUCUUAAACCGGAAUCCAGUUAAUUACUUUGCUGAGGUUGAACAAAUGGCCUUUGAUCCAAGCAACAUGCCACCUGGCAUUGAGCCCAGUCCUGACAAAAUGCUUCAGGGCCGUCUUUUUGCUUAUCCUGAUACUCACCGCCACCGCCUGGGAGCCAACUAUCUUCAGAUACCUGUGAACUGUCCCUUCCGCACUCGACUGGCCAACUACCAGCGCGAUGGCCCCAUGUGCAUGUUCGACAAUCAGGGCGGUGCACCCAAUUACUACCCCAACAGCUUCAGUGCCCCGGAGCACCAGCACUCUGCCCUGGAGCACAGAUCUCGAUACUCUGCAGACGUGCAGCGCUACAACAGCGCCAACGAGGAUAAUGUCACUCAGGUGAGGGCAUUCUAUUGCUCCGUGCUGAAUGAAGAGGAGAGGACACGCCUGUGCGAGAACAUUGCCGGCCACCUGAAAGACGCACAGCUUUUCAUCCAGAAGAAAGCGGUCAAGAACUUCAGUGAUGUCCAUCCUGACCUGGGGGCCCGCGUUCAGGCUCAUUUGGACAAAUACAACUCUAUGAAUUCUAAGAAAUCAGUUCACACCUUUAUGCAGCCCGGGAGUCACUUGGCUGCAAAGGAGAAAGCUCAUCUGUGAGAAUCGGGCCCCUUUUCCUGCACCCGGAGAUGCUCAGCCUGUGAAGUGAAGAAUGGUAUCACACAUAACCCACUCAUUGCUGGAUAAAAGAUUCUGUGCUAGAUUGCCAAAUACAAACUAAUGUUUUUAAAACGAUAGUCCAGGUUUCAGUAGCAGAUAAUGUAGUAAUGGCUUUUAAUGCUAUUUCCCUUGGGGAAAAAUGAAGAUUUGGGUUUAACAGUCACUUAAUAGAAACAUGUAUUUGCUUUGACAGUUGGAUGGAUUAUACAUUUAAAAUGGCUACAAUAAACAUUUCUAGAGAAAUAUGAUUGUAUUUGAUAAGAGGAAAUCUUGGUGAAAUUAGUAGAUGUGUAUCAUCUCAUGGCCGAUUAUAUACAAAUACGGCUGCAGUUGUACAAGAAAAAAGAUAAAGAUAAUCUGCUCAGAAAUUGUAGUUAAAAAAAGUCUUAUAAGGAAGACAUUUAAUACUUUGGUGUCUUUUAAAAAUAACUUCAGUACCCAGUACCAUGGCUUAAUGAUUAUUCCUGCUUGGAAUUGCUCAGAUUGUUUUUUUUCUAUUUGGAAUCAUAUUAAUGCUAAUAUAAUACUGAUUUUGCAAUCAAUUGAUUUGUAAUUGCUUACAUUUUUGCAAUAAAUUAAUCUACACAAGAAUAGAAGAAUGGUAUUUGAUUUUUUAUUUCGGCUUCAUAUAUGUAACUCAAUGUCUCACCAGACUCUCAAUCUGAGUAUCACUUGUUAGCAGAUGCUUACUCUUCAAAUUGAGAAAUGCUAAUAUCACAAGGAGGCUAUGCCAUUUGUUUAAAUGCUAGCCUUUAGAAACAGCCUACUGAGACACUGGGGACCUUUAUUGGGAAAACAGCAAACUUUGAAAAAUGCUUAGAUCUCCUGUCCAUUCACUCACUACCUUAUCUAAUUAUGAAUUUUUAAAAUAAGGGUUCAGACCCCUCAGUUAUUUUUUAACCCAUAUUUGCCUAUCACGCUUGAAAAUCACAUGGAACACUUUAAAGUGAAUUCUGAAUAUUAAGUGAAACCUGUUUUCCUUGGAAAUCCUUGUUUCCUCUGUCUCAGAUCUCUAAGACCAGUUUGUACUUACUCUCAGGAAUUCCCUGAGAUCUUGGGCUUCAGAAAACAAUUAGACCUCUUAUGGAAUCAAACUUUUAGUCUCUUAGCUCAAACUUAAUCUCCUGUCAAACUCUCCUGCCUAAAUUCCUCAAGUCUUUGUGCUUGAAGAUUAUCACAUGUGUAGAUAUAGAAAGUAAAUGAUUCAGAGAUAAAUACUCUCAAUAU